ACAAACCAACGGUCGGAGCGUAACUUCUCGACCGGGAGCGCUAAAGAAUUAUUUUAAUUAACUGUGAGCCGUACCCGCGAGUGUGUGUGCGUCGAAUGCGUGUACAUGUGCGGGAGUGUGAGCGGAGAUAAUUAGUUGAGCGGCAACUCCCAAAUCGAGAACAAAACGAGCGAAAAACAACGCAAAAUGCAUUAGCGAACGACAAUUGAAUUGCGCGGAAUGCAGGCUUUUGUGCAAUAAUUAUUUCUGGCGAUUUGUCGCAAUUCGUUGAAAUCUCUAGCGAAAUUCGAAGCGAUAUGCUUAUGUUGGCGGUGUGAAAACGAAAUCGAAAUUUCAACUACGUGUUGCUCAUUUUCUGUUGUUUGCCUAAUUUUGUGUCUUGUUGUUUUUAUUUUCGCAAACGAAAGUCUACCGCUUUGCAUGUGUGAGUGGUGAUCGAGUGCGUGUGUGUUGGUGGUAAAAGUCGGCGCUGAAACAACACAACAACAAAAAGAAAAGCCUUCAAGAUGAGUGUGUGGAGCGAUUGCAAUGCCAAACAGGCAGAAUUCGGCAUUGCUAAGUGCAAUUUCGACCAGGAGACGAAGCCACAUCGUCUCAAUCUGGAUGUUGGCGAUGCGGUGAUAAUCCUAAAGGAGACCACCCACUGGUACUACGGUUACAGGCAAAAAGCCAAGGAAACACGCGGCAUAUUUCCCAAGAGUUAUAUACAUUUAUGCGAAUAUAAUAUCGUGAAUGGGGAGUUUUGCAUCCAGCGUACGGAUAUUGUCGAGGAGAUCACAAAAGUCCUCCUCGAGUGGGGCUCCAUAGCCAAGAAUUAUUUUCUGACCACAAAUCCUAGCUUUCCGAAAAUUCGCCGCAAAAUGAACGAACUAAAUAAUAAUCGAGCGGCCCUGAUCUCCGGCAAUCUUCCUUUGGAUGAAGUGCGAAAGGUUAAGCUGCUGGCCACCAACCAGAUCGAUACUGGCAACAAGCUUCUCGGUCUGGACAUGGUGGUGCGAGAUGAGAGCGGCGACAUCUUGGACACCAAUGCCAUCUGCACCACCGAGCUCUACGAGCAGCAUAUGCACGCCGUUCAGCGCAUCGACAAGGCCAAUCGGCUGUCCAGCGAGCGAGGAACUACACGAACUCCCGCCAAGUAUUCGCACAACAUCCUCCUACACGUAAACGCCUUCGUUUGCAAGUUCCAGGAGGACUCUGACCUGCUCUUCACGCUUUUCGAUGGUGAAACGCACAAACCCAUCAGCGAAAACUAUGUGGUCAAGUGGUCACGAACAGGUAUCGCGCGGGAUAUUGACCAGAUCGACAACAAUCGUGUGCUGUUCACGGAUCUUAGUAAAAGCGAUCUGGCCAUUCCCAAAAUGUACCUGGUAUGCUAUGCCAUUCGCAUCGGUUCUAUGGAGUUCAAGGAUUCUGCGGAGUCGAAGCGGACCAGCAUGAGCAUUGCUAAUAGUAUGCUCAAUGCCUCGAGUCGGAAGGCCUCCCAGUUAUCGGUGAGCUCCAGUGGAUCGUCAAGUAGCAAUGGGGAAUACAUUAUCCGGCGACCGUUUGGAGUGGCCUGCAAGGACCUGACUCCUUUCAUCAACAAAUUGGACGACUUUCGCGGUAACAUAGACCUGCCUUUUAUCAUGUGCGAAAAGGACACGCUGGAUGGUACGCUAAGGAAGCUUAUUGUCAACAAGGAUAUCGGCAAGAUUGACUCCAAGAUGGCUGUCACCAUCGAGGUGUUACGCGGCGACAUUAAGCAGAUUAAGGAAGAAUUUCCCAGACUGAUGCAUACAAAUGUGCCGGUGGCCCGCAAGAUGGGAUUCCCAGAAGUUAUAUUACCCGGCGAUGUGCGAAAUGAUCUUUACCUAACGAUCUGCAGUGGAGAGUUUGCCCGCAUCGCCAAAACUUCCGAGAAGAACGUGGAGGUAUCGGUGUGUGUGGCCAAUGAGCAAGGAUACCUGAUGCCCGGCGUGCUAAGCAUAGGAGCUGGACAUCAACCGAUUGACGAGUACAAGUCGGUGGUGUAUUACCAUGAUGAUAAACCCAAAUGGCAGGAAACUUUUAAGAUCCACGUACCCAUUGAGGAUUUUAAGCAGUGUCACCUGCGAUUUGUGCUGAAGCAUCGCAGUAGUAACGAGCAGAAGGAUCGCACUGAGAAGCCCUUUGGCUUGUCUUAUGUGCGUCUGAUGCAGGCCAAUGGGACGACCAUCACACAGGGUCAACACAUCUUGGCUGUCUACAAAAUCGACCACAAGAAAUAUGACAAGACGGUGGCCAAUUCUUAUUUGGAGCUUCCAUCCACGGUUGCCGAGCUGCAGGGUGCAAAGCCCUCCAUCAGUGGACUCACUUUACUGCCAAAGGAUCAGCUCUCCAUUGGGGUCAAUCUAUGCAGUACCAAGCUCACGCAGAGCGUAAGCUUGCUGGGUCUUCUUAAUUGGUCGGCCCACAAGGAGACGCUGGAACAGUCCCUUAACGCCUUGUCCACUGUACCCGGAGAGGAGGUGGUGAAAUUCCUGCAGGAUAUUCUGGAUGCCCUGUUCAAUAUACUCGUGGAAAAUGAUCAUCCCGAGAAAUACGAUCAGCUCGUCUUUAUGAGCAUUAUACAUCUGAUUGAGACUGUGUCUGAUCUCAAAUACCAACACUUCCUCACCGUUCUCGAUGUGUACAUUAAUGAGAGCUUCUCAUUUACCCUAGCCUAUACCAAACUAAUGGAUGUGCUGCAGAAAAACAUUAGUGAUGCGAUCACUCCAAAAGAAAAGUCUGCCGAUGGCAAUGAUCUUGAGGAGAGCGUCGAGGUGCGGCGUCUGUACAAGACCACUCGUUACCUUCACUACGUUAUGAAGUUCGUGAUACGAUCGCGUGUGCUCUAUGCCGAGAUGAACUGCAACACGGACUAUUUGGACUUUGCCACCCGGUUGCAGGAACUGCUGCGGAUGUUCAUCGACAUGAUUGGCUGUCCGAGCAAUCUGCUUAAGUCCGAGGGAGCACUGCUCAAGAAUCUGCAUAUUAUAGCCACGGAUCUGAUGCAGGUCUUCGAUCAAGUUCGAUUGAGCGUUUCCAUUGUGGAGAUCCUUGAGAAAUUCCCACCGCGACGGCUCACUCAGUCCAAGAUGGGCUGCAUCAAGGACUUUGUGGAGACGAAGCUUUUCACGCUGCCCAAGUGUCGGGCCAUCUUGUUACCAGUGUUCUGCAAGCACAUCAAAGAUCAUCUCGAGAGCAAGGAGGAGGGAGACUCGAAAACCGAUAUCUGGCAGCAAGAAAAGAAUCUUUCGAAAGCAGCCAAAGUGCUUGGACAGAAAAAAUCCCAACUGCACACAUGUGAUACGACUGCCAACAAAAAGAUUGCCGAGUGCAUCAACAUUAUGAACAACAUACUGAAACUUCUGUUCCGGUCGGACGUAGGCUCCACGCACAAUGACAUUCGGGAUAUUAUGAUCAUCCUGUUCCGCACCGUGAUGAAGGCAGCUCACGCCUUGGAUAGGGAUACGGGAUUGGUGGGCAAGUUCUUUGCCAUUAUGCUGGGAAUCCUCCAGCGCAUGGAUGCCCAUCAUUAUGAGUACUUUGUGAAGGAUUUGCAUCAGCGAGGAGAGCUUAAGCACUUUGUCAUAGAAAUUCUUUUGGUCUUUGAGGAGCUGGUGUCUCCGCAUCAGAAGGCAGUGUUCCCGCGGGAUUGGAUGGAUAUGAUAAUGCACCAGAAUACUGUGAUCCUGGGAGCUCUGAAGCAUUUGACUGUGGUGAUCACGGACUACUUCCUGUGUCCAUUUGAGAAACAGAUUUGGUCGAACUUCUUUCAGUGUUCCAUUGCCUUUUUGGUACAGUCUCCCCUGCAGUUAAAUGAUUUCAAUGAUAAUAAGCGGCAAAUCGUUUUUGCUCGGUAUCGUGACAUCCGCAAGGACACGGCCAUGGAGAUCAGGAAGAUGUGGUUCCAGCUGGGACAGCACAAGCCCAAGUUUGUACCCCAGUUGGUGGAGCCCAUACUGGAAAUGAGCAUGAUACCGGAGAAAGAGCUGCGCCAGGAGACCAUUCCCAUCUUCUUCGACAUGAUGCAGUGCGAGUACUACAGCUCCCGGCUGGAGCAGGAGAGCUAUGGCGACACCAAGUUCAAUAAUGCCAAUUACAAGGCAAAUUUCUCGGACUUCAAGACAGCGAUGAUUGAGAAGCUAGACAUCCUGAUUGGUGCUGGCAAAGGCGAUGCCGAAUAUAAGAUUCUCUUCGAGACAAUCAUGAUGGAGCGCUGUGCUGCCCAUAACACUCUUAAUGUGGACGGCACUGCCUUUGUGCAGAUGGUCACCCGGCUGAUGGACAAGCUACUGGAGUACCGCUUUAUUAUACAGGACGAGAGCAAGGAGAAUCGCAUGGCUUGCACGUUCUCUCUGCUGCAGUUCUACUCGGAGGUGGACCUCAAGGAGAUGUACAUCCGCUAUGUCUACAAACUGUGCGCUCUCCAUAUGGAGUUUGAGAACUACACUGAGGCGGCUUUCACCCUUAAGCUCCACACUGAACUGCUGCGCUGGACGGACACGGAACUGUCCCAUCAGCUGCGCAGCUUCCGGCACAGUAACUGCCGUACACACCGCCAGCUUAAGGAGGCACUCUACUUCGAGAUCAUGGAGUACUUUGACAAGGGCAAGCAAUGGGAGUGCGCCAUCGAUAUGUGCAGGGUGCUGGCUCGGCAAUACGAGGAGGAGAUCUUCGACUACCUCAAGCUGGCGGAACUUUUGAAUCGCAUGGCCAUGUUCUAUGAGAAGAUCAUCAAGGAACUGCGACACAAUUCCGAGUAUUUCCGAGUGUGCUUCUAUGGCCGAGGCUUUCCGCGGUUUCUACAGAAUCGCGUCUACAUCUUCCGUGGCAAGGAGUACGAGCGACACAGUGACUUCUGUGCUCGAAUGCUAGUACAGCAUCCUCAGGCGGAGCUCAUGCAAACGUUGGAGGCACCAGGCGAAGACAUCACCAUGAGCGAUGGGCAGUACAUCCAGGUGAACAAGGUGGAGCCGAUAAUGGGCCAGGCAUUCACCAAGUUCAACGAUAAAAUCAUCAACAACGAAAUCGUCAAAUACUUUACGGCAAACAACGUUCAGAAGUUCCAGUUUUCUCGCCCCUUCCGGGACAGCAUGAGUGGCGGUGACAGGGAUGAUGUACGGAAUCUUUGGCUGGAACGUACUGAACUACUUAUACGCUUUCCGCUGCCGGGAAUUCUGCGCUGGUUCCCAGUCAUCGAUACCAACACUUUCAAGAUAUCGCCCUUGGAGCGAGCGGUGGAAAUUAUGAAGGACACUAAUCGGGACAUUCGACAGCUUGUGAUCCUCCAUAAGAGUGACGAGAGUCUGCACAUUAAUCCUCUGAGCAUGAAACUUAAUGGCAUUGUGGAUCCGGCGGUGAUGGGUGGCUUCGCCAAGUAUGAGGAGGCCUUCCUUACCGAGGAAUAUCUAGAGCAGAAUCCGGAAGACAAGGAGUUGGUAGAAGAGCUGAAGGAGCUGAUUGCCAAUCAGAUUCCACUGCUGGAUUUGGCUAUCCAACUCCAUCGAAUGCGAGCGCCGGAAAGUCUGAAGGCACUGCAGGAACACCUGGAAAGCUGCUUCGCCGACAUGCAGACGCACGUGGAGUUGCGUUACGGUCGCAAGUCCUGUGACCUGAAAAUUGAACGAGAUACGGUGGUAAUGCGACGGCCGAACUCAUUCCUGCCUCCUCUUUUCGAUGGUAGCAAUAAUCGGCACUCCGAAACCAGCAUGGGAUCCUCAGAUAGCGGCCUGUCGAAGUCAACUUUUCUGCCACGGCCACAGACCAAUUCCAUUAAGAACCCAUUUUCCGGUCUCAGUUUCAACACUAGACCUAGUUUGGGACAUUCGCCCAGCAUUAAAAGCAACAAGAGCAAGGAUAAGACUCCGGGCAAACGAAGAAAUAAGGAUGGAAAAGUAAAGGAGCGUGAAGUCCAUAGCAUGUCCAGCAGUCAGUGGUACACACCGCCCUUGUCCACCAUAACAUCGACGCCAGAGAAGGAGAUCAACACGUCUAUUGCUUCGCUAGCCAGUACUUCUAAUAGCUCUCUGAGUGGUCCUAAGACCCCAGAUCCUCAUGUUCUUACAGAGGAGCUAACACCCAAGCGACCUCUGCGUUCGGAAAUGGAGAAAGAACGUCGACUCUCUCGUCCUGCCAGCAUUGCCACUCCCACAGCCACUAUCAAGAACUUCCCCGACACACGAUCUCUGUCCGAAAGCAGCAAUCGCAAUUCUGUUGAAACCACGGAUUCUACUUCGGAGGAGGAUAUUCGACCGCCACCAUUGCCAGCUAAGGCGCGGGACUCUACGGAUUUCACGAGCUUGUCGCAGAACAUGGAUUGGACACCGAAUGGUUAUGCGAUGCUCAGCACCAUUACUAACAGUAGCAUUAGCAGCAUGAGCACGACCUCGACCCUGACGAAGACCAGUAUUAGCAAUACCACGUACGAGUAUUUGGAGACCACGAACUACAGUUUGGUGGGUGCCGUCGAUGGAAACAAACCGCGUCCGCCGACGCCGCCACCGAAGCCAUCGCGCCACAGCAAACACAUUCCAUAGGGUAGCUAGAGAAGGGCGAGUUAUAUCCCCAAAAAGCUUCCAGUGCAGCGCCAUAAAUGUUCAAAAGUUGUCGAGUGCCAAAUAUUCCUGUUACUAUAUGUAUAGCCGGCAAUCGAGCCUGUAACUGCAGCCACAAAAAACAAAACCGCAACGACCUUUGCCUCAACCUAAACGACCGCCUACCAAAUCAAGUGUCUUAAAAAACGAUCGCAUUAGCAUGUAAUAUUCAGAUUUCCGAUAACUAUGUUUAAGUGUUUGAUUACGUUUAAAUGGUAUUAUGUUGAACAUGUCAUUUUCGUUUAGUUAUAGAUUUCGUCUUGUAAUUUGUUUCUUAACAUACCCAACUGCUUGUCUUCCACAAGUACCAAUUGAUGUUGUACACAUAUGUGUUGUACCUUAGAUUACCUACGACUAGAUUUAAGCUUAAAUCAGCAAUUCGAAGAACUUUGUACGUCUCUUAUGCAAACAAGUGCCACAGUCUAUAUGCAAUAGUAAUUAACAUACACAAACCCCACGACCAUAUCUUCGAUUUUACGAAACUGGAAAAUGGUUUUAGCACAAUUUUACUAAACAAGUCAAUUACGAAAUACGAAAACGAAAUUUUGUAUGCUACAAUUUUAAAACAUUUUUUGAAGAAUGCAUAACUAUAUACACUGUUUUUAUACGAUUCCGUAUAGCCAUAAAGUAGAGCGAUUUAGAUAUAAGGCUUAUAUAAAUAUUAUAUAUGAAAAACUGACACUGAGACCAUACCGCACACUUAUACUACCAUAAGUUUAAAUAUUUAAUUUUAGCCAAAAUCGUUGUUUAAUUUUGUUCAAAUGGAUUCUGUGUAAUUUUCGAUCUGUGUAUCGGCCAAAGAUUAAGCAAUAAUAAAAUAUAAUUAAGCAUGUAA
Molecule: messenger RNA, 7431 nt
Organism: Drosophila eugracilis
Lineage: Eukaryota; Metazoa; Arthropoda; Insecta; Diptera; Drosophilidae
Gene: mbc
Product: dedicator of cytokinesis protein 1
Exons: 16
Coding region: 507-6539 (2010 amino acids)
Biological process (GO): small GTPase-mediated signal transduction; cell migration
Cellular component (GO): plasma membrane; cytoplasm
Molecular function (GO): small GTPase binding; guanyl-nucleotide exchange factor activity
Source: RefSeq, a predicted model, not a curated record